Messenger RNA from Orbicella faveolata, 998 nucleotides. RefSeq names its product acid-sensing ion channel 2-like. Gene Ontology annotation, cellular component: plasma membrane. Gene Ontology annotation, biological process: sodium ion transmembrane transport. Gene Ontology annotation, molecular function: ligand-gated sodium channel activity. The record is from RefSeq and is a predicted model, not a curated record. NCBI's taxonomy places the organism in Eukaryota, Metazoa, Cnidaria, Anthozoa, Scleractinia, Merulinidae.
AGCUUAAAACGAUGUCUUUUAACAUGAACUCUAUUGGUAGUGCUGAAGUCGGCGUUGAUAUCGAAAAGAAUGCAAAGGCACAUGAUGAUGUCAACAAAAAAGCAAACAACGUCAAAAUGGAAAAAGUGGAAACGCUGAAGUGCUUUAUGCUCGAUACGACAUUGCAUGGAGCCCGCUUCGUGUUUGCCAAAAGUUUGCCGAGACGUUGCCUUUGGACUCUGAUUCUUAUCGGAUCGUUUGCAUUUUGUCAGUAUCAUACAUACGAGUGUUGGAUGCAGUUUCUCCAGCGGCCAUUCAGCAUAGGGAUUACCUUGAAAAGCCCCAAAGAAAGCACGUUGACUUUCCCAGCAGUUACUCUGUGUAAUGUUAACCCACAGAAUGUUCAAACAGCCUUGCACCUUCAAGAUGUACAAAGCAAGGAGGAUGUGAAGCAAAUAAUUGAUGAUGUUAACAAAUUGUUGCAGUUUUCGAAAGAGUCCAUAAGCGAAGAUAUCCUGAAAAGAUAUCCCGAGUUGUUUGACCGUGACAAAAUCGUUGCCCGGUGGACAUUUAACAGCCAUCGAAUCGGGGAAAUGCUACUUCCAAGUAUCCCUCCAACAUACACCUCCUGUUCAUUCGACGGAGUGCUAUGUGGGGCUGAGAACUUCAGCAGUUUUGCUAGUUCCUCUUUUGGCCAGUGUUACACCUUUAAUUCAGGGCAGAAUGGGAGCCAACUUUUGACAACUAGGAUGCCUGGUAAAAACAAUGGUUUGAAGCUUCGCCUGAAUAUACAACGUAAUGGCUACGUAAAAUAUCCCAAGAAUCCAUAUGCUGGAAUUACCGUUCUUGUACACGACCAAAACAAUUUUCCAGUUAUGGAAGAGUAUGGAUUUUUUGUCGAGCCAGGAACUCACACAUUUAUCGCCGUUAAAAUGAAAAAGGUGAGUAAAAUAUUUGUCCUUAAACAGUGUCUUUACUUGGUUGCUACAUUUUGUUACUGUGGUGUAGUGAUACAAUGA